This is a messenger RNA of Oryzias latipes (Japanese medaka), 4017 nucleotides long. RefSeq names its product transmembrane anterior posterior transformation 1b (gene tapt1b). Gene Ontology annotation, cellular component: endoplasmic reticulum membrane; ciliary basal body. Lineage: Eukaryota; Metazoa; Chordata; Actinopteri; Beloniformes; Adrianichthyidae. The record is from RefSeq and is a predicted model, not a curated record. Gene Ontology annotation, biological process: positive regulation of cilium assembly.
CCUCACGUGACGCAGUUUCCCAGCCAGCAGCUGAUACAUCUUUGGCAAAAAUGGCGGAUUCGCCGUCGACUCCGCUGUUAGGAGAAGAGAAAGAAAAGGAGGGCGGUGGAAAGGACCGACAAGGUUUGAAAACGGAACCGAACACGGAGAGAGAAGGACCUGCCGAGACGCUGGGGCACAAGGAAAAGGGUGACGGCGGCAAGAGCAAGAACGGCAACCUGUCAGACUUGUCUCUUGGACGGUUUAUAACAACAGAACUAAACAGGGGCUACUUCCUCGAGCAUAAUGAGGCCAAAUACACAGAGCGCAGGGAGAGGGUGUACACCUGCCUCCGCAUCCCGAAGGAGCUGGAGAAGCUGAUGAUUUUUGGCUUCUUCCUCUGUUUGGACACCUUUCUCUACGUGUUCACUCUGUUGCCCUUGAGAGUGAUCCUUGCUCUGCUUCGGCUCUUCACUGUGCCAUGCUGUGGCCUCAGAGGUUCCCGCUUGCUCCAACCAGCCCAAGUGUGUGACGUGCUGAAAGGUUUUAUUAUGGUGCUGUGCUACUCGAUGAUGAGCUAUGUGGAUUACUCUAUGAUGUAUCACCUCAUCAGGGGACAGUCUGUCAUCAAGCUUUACAUCAUUUACAAUAUGCUGGAGGUGGCAGAUCGCUUGUUCUCGUCCUUUGGCCAAGACAUCUUGGAUGCUCUGUACUGGACGGCCACAGAGCCCAAAGAGAAGAAGAGAGCCCACAUUGGAGUGAUUCCUCACUUCUUCAUGGCUGUGCUCUACGUCUUUCUUCACGCCAUCCUCAUCAUGGUCCAGGCCACAACACUCAAUGUAGCCUUCAACUCCCACAACAAGUCUCUGCUCACAAUAAUGAUGUCAAACAAUUUUGUGGAAAUCAAAGGAAGUGUGUUCAAGAAGUUUGAAAAGAACAACCUUUUCCAGAUGUCUAAUAGUGAUAUAAAGGAGAGGUUUACCAACUAUAUUCUUCUGCUCAUCGUUUGUUUGAGAAACAUGGAGCAAUUUUCAUGGAACCCCGACCACUUGUGGGUGCUCUUUCCUGACGUGGUCAUGGUGAUUACCUCAGAGGUUGCUGUGGACAUUGUGAAGCACGCAUUCAUCACAAAAUUCAAUGACAUCAAUGCCGACGUGUAUGGAGAAUACAGAGCCAGCCUUGCCUUUGACCUUGUCAGCAGUCGGCAGAAAAAUGCUUACACGGAUUACAGUGACUCAGUAUCCAGAAGAAUGGGCUUCAUCCCUCUUCCUUUGGCUUUGCUGUUGAUCAGAGUAGUGACCAGCUCCGUAAAGAUCCAAGGUUCACUCUCAUUUAUGUGUGUCCUGCUGUUCUACAUGGGGAUGAUCACUCUGAAGGUGCUCAACAGCAUUGUUCUCCUUGGAACAUCUUGUUCAUUCGUCAAAGCGGCCAAAAUGGAAGAAAAAUUAUUCGACCCCCCUCCUUCCGCCGUCUCCAGCCGUGCAAACUCAAGAGCUCAUCGGAGCAAACACGGUCAAACGGCACCACAGCAAGCAGAGCCCAUGCCGAAAAAACCAGGCGUAUCAGAGGCAUCAGACAUUUGUCAGACAACAGAUGCAACAGAAAAUGCCAACUGUGUCCUACCCAAAAGUGACUCUGACAAAUUUCUAACAACGCCAGAUGAAGAGGAUGACGAGAAAAUCAUAAACUCAGACACGGGACUCGAUGGGGAGGAACUUAAGCCCAGAACGCCCAAGAAAGACUUGUUGGAGAUUGACCGAUUCACCAUCUGUGGCAACAGGAUAGAUUAAUUGCUUUAGGAGCCACCUGUGGGGGGGGGGGGGGGGGGGGGGGGGGGGGGGGCGUCCUGGAAACGCAGCAGGGUCCAGGGAUCAGACGAAGGUCAUGGAGCAUGCACAGACCUGACUCUUUCUUAUGCACCUGACCCUUCAAGUCAUUAUUUAUUUAUUUAUUUAUUACCGACAUCAAAACAAAUACCAGCCAAGGCAUAAAGCUGUUACAUUUGCGGUAAGAUCAGACGAUUGCGGUUCGGCCCGGACGCCCUUGAAAGACACGUGCAGACUCAAAGAUUGGGUCUGAACACGGAACACCUGUUAAGAAGAAGCUUCAUGCAAAGAUGACUGCAGAUGACAAACUAAAUGUGAUUGUUUGUUUUUUUUCUUGAGCAUUACAGCUGGACUGUGUGUAUGUGUGUGCGUGUGUGUGUGUGUGUUCAAAAGCACAAUUGUAGUUGCAGCAAAAGUUGUUUCAAAAGAACAAAACUUGUACUUUUUUAUUUUAGAAGUGUGAAAAAUAGGAAAUAUUGCAGAUGGAAGUUUUUCUUAUGAACAGUUUUUUGUAAAAUGAUCCCACUCAACUGCAGGACUGUUUAAUUCUAUUGAACCCUCACCAAUUCCCUUUUUAAGAGCUCUUUCCAUAUAAUAGCAACUAUUUUUGUUUAUUGUUUACAGCAAAGCUCUGAGGAAAAUGCCUUUUUUUGUAAAGGCACUAAUGGAAUAGAAACCGAUCAUGUUCCAAAAAUUAAAGCGUUCUGCUUUCUUGUAUUCAUUCUCUUGAAUGUGGAUCAUUUUUACAAGUCUUUCAAGAAAACAGCCGACCUACUGUAAUAAGAGGAGAACAUGCCUCUGUCUGUUUUAAGGUUUUACAGAGUUUUAACAUGAAAAUGAAACCCAAAUAAGGUCUUUACAAUUUUUCUUAAUUUUUUUCCCCCAGUUUUUGUAAAUUAAUUUUUGGUUUCCCAAAAGUCAAUUUAAUACAAAUUUCAAAAUGGAUCUUAAAUAAAUGAAUUCUAGUUGGUACAGGAGAAAGUUGUGUUUUGGGUUUGCACAAAAGUACUUGCCUGUUAAUUGGAUUUGUUGGCUCACUUUCAAUCAAUGCAUCCAUUGAUAGUCCCACCAAUUCAUGUGUUUAGUCUUCCAUCACAAGGUCUUAAAGCUAACUGAGAUUAGCCAGAUGUCCCCACUUUGUUCACAUUAGCACCAAGGACAUUACUCAAGGAGUCUCAAAAAUAUGUGCUCUCCAGGACUAUCAAUAGUUCUAACAUUUAAAAUGUGCAGCAGGAAGUCUGAACCUCAAGUCUGCAGAAUUGUAAAUGUCCAACAUUUUAUCUGCAGCAUAUUUGUGCUGUUGUACUUAAUUUUAAAGUAAAAAUAAUGACAGAAAACAUAAAACUUUGGAAAAAGUGUUGGUUUUUUACAAUUCCUAAAUUAUUGCAUCAUAUUCAGCGGUUUCAGGAUUUUUAUCUGAUCUUUCAUUAACAGAUUUAUUCUUUUUAUUUAUUAUUUUGCAAAUCUGCUCUUCAGUUUAUAGCUGGGCUUUCAUUGCAGAUAGAAAUGUCAAUUGAUUGCAAAGCUGUGUGUUUAUUUCAAAUUUAUGAAAGUAGCAUUUUUUCUACCAAUUGAGCUUUUAAACAAGUGAGGAUUUCAUAAAAGUUGCUGUUGUGGUCUCUUUGUUGGCUGGCUAAAGAAGGUCCUGCUGCACUAGAUGUGUAAAUCGGAUUUAUAGUUAAAAUCUGAGUUGAAUCUGUUAAUCACUGGGAUAAUAUAAUGCUUGCUGUUGUUUAGUGUCAUUAUUUUUCAGAAAAACAUAAAGCCUAAAACAAUUGUUUUCUCCAAAUUGAGAAGAACAGUGAAAUCUAUCAUUAUUCAAAUAACAGUUUGAGAUCUAAAAAACGAAUACUUUUAGAUGUUUUUGUUAUUUUAAUAAAUUAUUGAAAAUGUCCUCACAGUUUUGAAUUGUUGACUGUUCAACAAGUGUUAAUGGAAGUUCUGCUAGAACGAAACAUCCUUGUUAAAAAAUAAGCAGGGACUGUCUCUUCAAAAGGGAAAUGGACAGGUGCAAAGAGAAUCUUAAAGAGCAUGAAUGCUUUAUAAAAGUGAAUGUGUGCUUGAUAUGUGAAGUUAUUUGUAGUGUACUGAUGGCUUUUCUGUUUACAUGUAUAAAUCAGACAUUUUGAUGUUUUUAUUUUUCAUAGACAGCUCAUUUGUGUGGUGCAUCAGGCUCAAGGUGGAAGAAAAUUAAACAAGAAUUUCUUUUGUA